Molecule: messenger RNA, 2530 nt
Organism: Thunnus maccoyii (southern bluefin tuna)
Lineage: Eukaryota; Metazoa; Chordata; Actinopteri; Scombriformes; Scombridae
Product: histone H3.v1-like
Exons: 5
Coding region: 571-1524 (317 amino acids)
Source: RefSeq, a predicted model, not a curated record
ACUACAUCAAGCUCAUAAUACUUAUGUACUUUUACUGUAGGAGGAUUUUUAAUGCAGGACUUUACUUGUAACGGAGUAUUUGUACUUUGCUGUAUUAGUAUUAAUACUGCAGUAAAGUAUCUCAGUACUGAUUAACAGCUCGCAGGUACAAAGUUCCGUCAGCUGAUCUGAAACCUUCACAAACGGACUGAAACUCAAACUUCAUUUUAAACGUUUAAAAUGCUGCAAACUGCUGCAGAACACACACACACACACACACACACACACACACACACACACACACACACACACACACACGCCGUCAUCUCUCUCCUUCCGCGUCUGCGCAAUAAACCGCAGCCUCUACGUGACCACGUCCUAACGCACGUUAACGCAGCUAACGACACGUGCAGUUUUAAUCAAAUCUGGAACCUCUCGGAUGGAUUUGAACUCCAGGUUUUGGAUUGUCGGAUCUUUCUGAGGGGAUUUUAAACGCAUCACAGGUCGGUCUGCUGCAGGAGGACGACGCUGCGUUCACUGACGGGCAAUAAAAACACCUGCAGCAGGUGUAUCGCUGCUGAUGCCAACAGGAUGUCCUGCUCCUGCUGCUGCUUAGUGGUUCCCAGUGCGGAGCGACUGGAGGGGACAAACAGGAAGAAGCAGCUGCUGGUGAGAGAAGAGGAAGAGGAGGAGGAGGAGGAAGAGGAGGAGGACAGGACGAACAUGGACAUCUCUCUGCUGAGAGCUCAGUACCGGAGCAGCAGAGAGCGACAGAAGAGACACACGCAGGUGCUUCUGUUCCGGACAGUCUCAGAGGAACUGUCGGAGGCCGUCAGCGUCGUCCCCUUCACUCAGGCUUUGACGUCGUCAUGGGAACCGAACAGCAGCCCGCCGCCGGCUUUGACCUCCGACCCCGACCCCUGGCACGUCCACCUGGACCUCCACCGCCGCUCCCGCUCCGCCGUCGGCGUCCCGCCUCCCGCUUCCUCCCUGGAAACAACAAACAGCGGCGACGUCGGUUCCUCCAGGCGUUUGUCUUCUUCCUCUGGCGGCUCCCUGCAGGAGUCCAGAGGCAGAAAACUCUCUGUGGGUUCAACAACAGAUUCACGCUGCAGCUCGGUCAGCGGCACCAACAAAGAAGAAGAUGUCUUCGACGCUGACACGUCCAGGACGGAUCCGGUCCAGGCUUCUGUUCCUGGUUCUCCUGAAGCCUCCGAGGGGAAUCCCAGAGAAGAAGAUCCUCCCGACGUCUUCGUCUGCAGCUCCUUCAGUGAAAGCUCCGCCCCCGUCGCCUCCAGCAGCAGCGGCUCCGCCUCCAACCUGCCGGGGAACGAACCCGCGAACGUACAAACCGGUAACGGCGUCUUGCAGAGCAGCAGCACCGCAGCGUGGAGGGGCUCCAGGUUCACCAGGCAGCUGAGCGUAGGGGGGGUGGGCUCCUCCACGGGGGGCCAGCAGAACCAGAACUACUACCCGUUCCCCAACAGGAAGACCCCGAGGAUCUCUGAGGCCGCCAGGAGGCUGGGCAUGUACUCGUCCUUCUGAGGGAUCCCGAAUGAUCCUCGAUCUGCAAAAAACACGCACGACCCAAACAUGUGACGUCAUAGUCGAGUCAUCGUUCCUCUCAGACAUCUGUAGACAGUCUGUUCACAAACACUCAGCUCGCCGCCACGUUCAGACCACAUGAGGCGACUAUUGAGUCAUAAAGUCCGUGAAGGUUCAUCCAGGUCGUCGUUACACCUGGACGGCUGAAUGGAGGGCAGCUGGACUUCCUGGUUGAAGAUACUUUUGAGGACGUUUCUCAUCUUCUUCAGUUUUAACUGACUGAUGAAGAGUCUCAGGUAUUUAACCUCUGUGGGGUCGUUAUCAAGGUCGUUGAUUCCACCUGGUUCGUAACUUGUAAUGACAGUCGUUCAGAGUCGUUGGAGUCACCUGAGGACAGGUGUAAACGGUCACAGAUCCAUAAAUCGGCCGUGACUACGCCCUGAUCCCUGAUGGCGUCCGACGCCGUGUGUGUUACUGGCUGUCCUGUGUUUCAGAAACGGACUCAUCAGCUGUCGCACCCGACGCCCCUUUUCAGUCACGACGCCGAACAUCUGUCGGUUUUUACGGGACUGAUGUCAUGUGGUCUGAACCUGACGUUAAUCUCAACAUCAUAACUGUAUCAAACACACAAAAAAACACGCCAACAACCAGCUGAACUUCCCCUCAGAGACACUUCUUCUAACAGCUGCGUCCAUGAAAAUGUUUCUGUGACUGAACCGCUGAUCUGUUUCUGGAGAUUCAACACGUUUGCUUUUGUUUUCUCCUCCAAGUUUAAGUUUUCUUAAACCGGAGUUUCUUUACAGUCUGAUUGAUCGGAAUGAUGACGAAACUACCAAAAUAUGACAAAUGUUAUUUUCUAAGGGUGUCAGGUUUAUGGAGACCGUUGAUGUAACGACACUGAAUCCUUCAUAUUUCACAUAUUAAAUGAUGCAUUCAGGUGAUACGUUUAUAAAUCAGCUUUUUGUUUUCUGCCUUAAAAAAUCAAUAAAUCACAAAACUGUAUCAA